This is a messenger RNA of Lindgomyces ingoldianus, 878 nucleotides long. RefSeq names its product ribosomal protein S17e. The record is from RefSeq and is a predicted model, not a curated record. Gene Ontology annotation, molecular function: structural constituent of ribosome. Lineage: Eukaryota; Fungi; Ascomycota; Dothideomycetes; Pleosporales; Lindgomycetaceae. Gene Ontology annotation, biological process: translation. The transcript is spliced from 3 exons. The coding region runs from base 94 to 534 and encodes 146 amino acids. Gene Ontology annotation, cellular component: ribosome.
UAAUUUUCUGCCAUCAACCCACAAGCGCAACCCUCACUCACACUCGCCCCUCCUCAAACCCUUACCUCAGCACAACACAACGGAACCGCCAUCAUGGGUCGCGUGCGCACGAAAACGGUCAAGAAAUCAGCCAAGGUUAUCAUCGAGCGAUACUAUCCCAAGCUGAGUCUGGACUUCGAGGUCAACAAGCGCAUCUGCGAUGAGAUUGCUAUUAUCGCGAGUAAGAGGCUUAGGAAUAAGAUUGCCGGGUAUACAACGCAUCUGAUGAAGCGUAUCCAACGCGGUCCCGUCCGUGGUAUCUCCUUCAAGCUUCAAGAAGAAGAGCGCGAGCGCAAGGAUCAAUACGUGCCCGAAGUUUCGGCUCUCGACUUCACGCAGAACAGUGAGACUGGUACGCUGGAUGUGGACCAGGAGACCAAGGAUUUGUUGAAGAGCAUGGGUUUCGACUCUAUCCCUGUCAACGUUGUUGCCGUGGCCCAACAACAAGUCGCCGAGCGACCUCGCCGCUUCGGAGAUCGUCGUCCGGGACAGUAGAGACCUACGUCCCCCUCCUCCCUCUCUUCGACUCACGGAUAAUGGGCAUACUUGUGCGGUUCGGAUGGUGCAUGCAUGCUAGGGAUACUGUGCCGGGGAAUACACAGACAGCCUACCCAUCAUGAAUGGUUAGUCAUGGUUCGGCUAGCCAAGGUUAGGUGAAUGAAAAAGAAUCUUUCCCCAUCAGGUGUCGCUGAGUCUGUACCGCGAGAGCGGUGUAGAUGAGGCUUGAUUGCCAUUUCCCCUUCCCCUUCCCCUUUGCUCUGUGAGUGAUGUGUGCGUAUUUAGUUAUGGUGCUGGUGUAGAUUGAGCUUACAGAUAGGUAAGUAUACGUUUUAUUGUUG